AUGGAUGGUUCGGCCAUGGAUUCCAAGGCAGUGGCUCAAAAUGGAAGCGGUGCCACCGGUACAGAUGAUGAUGGCGAAGACAGCCAACAACCUGUUAUCUCCAUUGAUUGUUUCAACAAGGAUCCUGAACAAGACAAUGAUUCUACGGAAAUGGAACUCUGCAUGAAAAUACGUUACAGAGAUGCACUGAGGCAAUACCCCCAUAAAGUCAAUGACAUCGCCGAGUCCUUUCCAUUCCAGCUUCCUCCUACUACAAAUAUUGAUGUGCGUGACCAGUUGUUUCAUGUGGUCUGUCAGGCAUGGAAACAGGGAGAUGGUACACAGUUUAAAACAGUUUACGACAUGCUCCUUUGGUUCUGCAACGACUCGUCAUCAGACAAGAAGAAUGCCCCUUCCAGUUCCUCUGUUCUUGGUAUUCUUCUGGGGCACAUGGUCCCUGUGGAUGCUCGCACUGGGAGAGUUCAACUGACUCAAAGUCAGAUCAAUCUUUUGUGCCAUGAUGGCAUUGUGGCUCUCGGCAAAGACGAUAUUACCCUCCACAAGCAAAAAGCCAUUGAGGAAAAUCAUCCAACCAAGAUUGUGUUUAUCAUGUUUGAAAAAAGGAUGAAGGAAUUGAGGCAGCAUCAGCCUACCGAUUCUUGGAUGCUCCCCAUGAAAUCUUCUACCGGUAUAACUCAACAUCUUCUGGCAGCUUUGAUUUCCACCAGACUCCUUCCGUUCUUCACCUUCCAGGAACUCUUCCCAAUCCUCUUGACAAUCUAUGGAAUGACGCUCGUCAAGCCAGGCAGCUAUUUCGACGAACUUCACCAACAUGCCCUCUUGAAAAGAACGGCGUUUGGUGCGUACCGCGAGCACUACGAUUUACGUGGGGAACUGGAUACGGAAACCGACCGGUAUUUGUUGUGUUCUGUCCGUCGCGUCAUGCAUGCACUUUCGUACCAGCCAUCCAACAACAACAAACCUCGGGCCAACACAGGCACUAAUUCCUGCAGUCUUGGUGCCGCUAAUAACAUAAUGGGCAGUACAGAAUCCAGCCUUGGCCAGCCCGGCAAUCACAGCGGCCAAACCCUUCGUCCAACAACAAACAGUGACACGAUCAACAGAUCCACGGAACCAACCGACAAUCUGCUCGAAACAAAGAGGUCGUCCAGUCGCAACCAUGACAACGACGAGAGCGAGAGUGGUAUGGAUCUAGUAGACAGAGCGUCCCUUGUUUAUUAUUGCCCUUGGGACCAUCAUCUACAGAUUGAGCACAUGGUCCAAACCGCCGCCAAGCCAGAGAAAGUUGCAGCUGAAAUGGAACGUUUCAUCAAGUAUCAAUGUGAAGGCACUUUGAAAUCCCUCCACUUCCCUCAAGUCAAUGGCAUCAAAAACUCCAAGCAGUCCCAGCCGUCUGAAAUCCGCGAAAACUUGCUUCAGACUGUCUUCCAUUCUAUGAAACAGGGAGAUGGCAAGGCGCUUCCAAAAGCUUAUUAUGACAUUUUCGAAUGGUCCUGCCAACUUUCCUCCAUCAACAAUGCUCCUUCCAAAUCCUCUAUUCUUGCAUAUCUUCUUGCAAGCAUGGUCCUUGUGGACUCUGAGACUGGCAGAGUUCAUCUCACUCAAAGUCAGAUCAAUCAGCUGUUCCAAGCUUGCAACGACAAUAACAACAAAGCUGUGGCGAUGGAAGUUGGCAACCCAAAAGAGGCAGCAGGAGAAACCAACAGUACCACCACCAGCAGUUUGAGUGAGAGCAGCAAAGCCAGUAGCAGCCUUUGCAUGAGCGACAGAGACGGAAAUAACAACGAAGCUGUGCCGAUGGAAGUUGGCAACCCAAAAGAGGCAGCAGGAGAAACCAACAGUACCACCACCAGCAGUUUGAGUGAGAGCAGCAAAGCCAGUAGCAGCUUUGCAUGA
Messenger RNA from Seminavis robusta, 1896 nucleotides. NCBI's taxonomy places the organism in Eukaryota, Bacillariophyta, Bacillariophyceae, Naviculales, Naviculaceae. The record is from the annotation of a GenBank genome assembly.